AACCAUUAAAAAUAGUCCUGGACACAACUUUCACUUCUUCCGAUAAUAUUUUUCUUUAUCAUAAAACUACUAAUAGGAAAAUCUAUGAUGAUGCUCGUCGACGUACGCACUUAAAUUUGAUCCCGGGAUCAAACAGCAAAAAUGAUAUCUUAGACGUGUUGUUGUAUAACGAAAGAAGUGAAAUUACAGAAUGUUCUAUUUCUAAUAUUGCCGUUGAAUUUUUUGAUAAUAAUAAAUUAUUUUGGAAAACUCCGGCAAUCGAAUGUGGAUUACUAUCUGGUGUAAUGAGAUCGUACCUUAUCGAAAUUGGCGAUAUUAUUCCUGGCGUAAUUACUAUCGAAGAAUUAAAGACUGCGCAACAGGCAU
Molecule: messenger RNA, 366 nt
Organism: Racocetra persica
Lineage: Eukaryota; Fungi; Glomeromycota; Glomeromycetes; Diversisporales; Gigasporaceae
Source: the annotation of a GenBank genome assembly